ACUCUGAGCCGGCUGGAGGAACAGGAGAAGGAAGUGGUCAACGCUCUGCGCUACUUUAAGACUAUAGUGGACAAAAUGGCGGUAGACAAGAUGGUGCUGGUCAUGCUCCCCGGAUCGGCAAGCAAAGUCCUGGAAGCCAUCUUGCCCCUGGUCCAGGCGGACACACACUCUCAGCAGAGCACCGCCAUCUCCUCCUGCUACAGCCGCGUCUACCAGUCUCUCGCCAACCUCAUCCGCUGGUCCGACCAAGUGAUGCUGGAAGGCGUGAACUGCGAGGACAAGGAAAUGGUCGCUACCGUGAAGGACGUCAUAAAGGCCGUGCUGGACGGCGUCAAGGAGUUGGUACGAUUGAUGAUCGAGAAGCAGGAGCGCCCGUCUCCCACCAGCCCUGUGAAGCCCACCAUACCGGCCUGCAAGUCAGACAGCACCCAGGAUUUACCUCUGGAGAGAGAACUGGAGAUUCUCACCAAGACCCCUGAGCCGCCUAAGGACGUCCCUGUAGACUGUGUAGAGACUGAUGAGCUCGCUCCACCCAAACCCCCGUUACCUGGUAUACGAGUGAUGGAAAAUAGUCCGCCUCCUGCUUUACCUCCAAAGAAAAGACAAUCUGCACCUUCACCCACUCGAGUGGCCGUCGUAGCACCGAUGAGCCGUGCCACCAGUGGUUCUAGUAUACCCCUUGGCACCAGUACCCAGGAUUUUGAAGUGAAUUGUUUUGCACAUCGCCGAUUAUCCGGGGGCAGCCAGUCCUAUGGAGGGGAGUCUCCGCGCCUUUCGCCAUGUAGUAGUAUAGGAAAACUUAGUAAAUCUGACGAGCAGCUCUCCUCCCUUGAUAGGGACAGUGGGCAGUGCUCCCGAAAUACCAGCUGUGAGACACUAGAUAACUAUGACCCGGACUACGAGUUCCUCCAGCAGGACCUCUCCAGUGCUGACCAAGUUCUGGGCCAAGGCACCGGGGUCCUCAGUCCUCUCCCCGAAUCCCUCGGAGAGUCCGGUUCCCCAUUUCAUGGACAGAGUUUUCAGCUGCCUCCUAACACCUCUCAGAACUCCGAGGCGCCUCACCCCUCUGCCGUAGAAUUGCCCCCGGCCCUCCCGGAGAAGAAACGCAUUCGACCCUUUUCUAAUACCCCCGAGGGAUCCCGCGUCUGCUACGAGCGCCACCCCUCCCAGUACGACAACAUCUCGGAGGACGACCUGCUGCUGCCCCCCUCCUCCACUACUCCCUUUGCUGCCGUUUCGCCCUUUCAGGCCGGGAACACGUCGCAGGUGGAGUUCCUGGCCGACUUUGGCGCGGUGGAGAGCGAUGACGUUCCCGAGAUGCCGCCUCCUCUACCGGAGAAGAAGAACAAACACAUGAUGACGUACAUGCGUUUCGUGGAGGAUUAUUCCGAGCCGCAGCCGUCCGUGUUCUACCAGACGCCGCAGAACGAGCACAUCUACCAGCAGAAGAACAAGCACCUGCGCGAGGUCUACGGCUUCAACGACUCCUUCAGCGGCCCGGAAGCCGGUGGUGUGGAGCGAGCCCCGCCCCCUGCCCUACCCCCGAAACAGAGGCAGCUGCAGGCCUCCUCCUUUGCUGCUUCUUCCUUCUCCUCUGUCUCGUACUGUACACAGCCAACCAAAGGGGUCUUCGCACCCGAGGACGGGGGCCACCCUCAGGGCAUCAGUCUGUCCGUCUCUAACUGCUUUCUGAGCCGCCAUGGCUCCUUCCCUGUGCCUUCGUAUAAAUCUGUGUUCCGCUCCUACUCCCAGGAUUUUGCCCCCCACAGUCAGGCGCCUGCCCUCCCCCUGCUGAAUCCCGCCAUCUUUUACUCUUCCCGCUUCACCCAGGUCCUCCCGGACUCCAUGCCCGCUCCUCCAGCCCCUCUCUGCCCUCCCUUACCCUCCUCUCAGGGUGGCAGCUCCUGCGGGACCCCUCCUGCCUGCCUUCCUUUUGAGCCUCCUUUCUCCAGCUCUCUGCAGACAUCAGCGGAAUCGCCUUUGCUUGGAGUCGGACACCAAAGAGCCUCAUCACAGCCCUGUGCACCCGGCGACGAGGAGACCCCCGAAAGGCCACAGAAUUGUACAGAAGGUCUGAACCCGGAGGAGCAGGAGGCCGAGGAGAGUGAGGAGGGGGAUGAGCUCUCCCUGGUGGAUCACAAUGAGAUCAUGGCGCGACUCACGCUGAAACAAGAGGGAGAUGAUGGCCCUGAUGUCAGGGGAGGGUCUGGGGACAUCCUGCUCGUCCACGCUACAGAGACAGAUCGCAAAGACUUGGUCCUGUACUGCGAGGCUUUCCUCACCACCUACCGCACGUUCAUUUCACCAGAGGAGCUGAUCCAGAAGCUCCAGUACAGAUAUGAGAGAUUCUGCCACUUCCAAGACACGUUCAAGCAGCGAGUCAGCAAGAACACCUUCUUCGUGCUGGUGCGAGUGGUGGACGAGCUGUGCUUGGUGGAGCUGACAGAUGAAAUCCUGAAGCUGCUGAUGGAGCUGGUGUUCCGGCUGGUGUGCAAAGGCGAGCUGAGCCUGGCCCGCGUGCUGCGCAAGAACAUCCUGGAGAAGGUGGACAACAAGAGGAUGCAAAACCAUUGCAACUCUGCCAUGAGGCCCCUCGCUGCCCGGGGGGUGGCUGCAAGACCGGGGACGCUGCACGAUUUCCACAGUCAUGAGAUAGCGGAGCAGCUGACUCUUCUAGAUGCCGAACUCUUCUACAAGAUUGAGAUUCCUGAAGUUUUGCUUUGGGCAAAAGAACAAAACGAGGAGAAGAGUCCGAAUCUGACCCAGUUCACCGAGCAUUUCAACAACAUGUCCUAUUGGGUGCGCUCCAUCAUCAUGCUGCAGGAGAAGGCGCAGGACCGCGAAAGAUUGCUACUAAAAUUCAUCAAAAUUAUGAAACAUCUGAGGAAGCUCAACAACUUCAACUCAUACCUCGCCAUACUGUCCGCACUGGACUCUGCGCCCAUCCGGCGGCUGGAGUGGCAGAAGCAGACGUCCGAGGGCCUCGCUGAAUACUGCACCCUGAUUGACAGCUCCUCCUCCUUCCGAGCGUACCGAGCCGCACUCUCUGAAGUAGAGCCGCCAUGUAUACCGUACCUCGGUCUGAUCUUACAGGAUCUCACCUUCGUUCACCUGGGGAAUCCUGACCACAUCGAUGGGAAAGUGAACUUCUCCAAGAGGUGGCAGCAGUUCAACAUCCUGGACAGUAUGAGGCGCUUCCAGCAGGUUCACUAUGAGAUCCGCCGCAACGACGACAUCAUCUCUUUCUUCAACGACUUCAGCGACCACCUGGCGGAGGAAGCCUUAUGGGAGCUCUCCCUGAAAAUCAAACCGCGCAACAUCACGAGACGAAAGACAGAGCGAGACGAGAAAACCUAAAGUAAGGAGGUGCGGAGGGGGCGACGCCGCCCCCUGGUGGACACUGAGGAUAGGAGAUCUCCCACUGAAGGGGGAGAUCAGAGACUGGCAGGGAGGGGGAGGGAAGGGCUCAUGCGUCAUGUUUACCGUCACUGACACCUCCCGAUGACGCGGUCGGCCCUGCCAGCUGCUGCCUCCGCCGCUGUCUCGUGUUAACCCCAAGAGGCCAAACUUUUCUCUGUGCCAUCCGUUUACACUUUCACGGACGGUUUAGACUUGUUGGAUGAAGACGCAACCCCCCAGACGUGGACCCCAAAGUUGAUAAUUUUUCUUUGGUUUAUUCCGGACUCUGUGUUUUCCCCUGCACCCCCAGCAGAGGGCAUCAGCGAGAGCCGCUCCUGUAAAUAUCAGUGUUGGGUAUGGGGAGAGGAGGAGGAGGGGGGGAGGGAGGAGGGCAUAGGCGCCGCAAUGUGAUGAUAUGUAUUAUUAUUAUUAUUAUUAUAUUUUUUUUAUGCUGUUGCAUGACAAGUAUACAGAGACUGAGCGUGUAAUAUGUACAUAGACGGGGAAACUGACGGGCGAUCUGUGUAACGUGAAAUUACCCAGGAUGCAGCGGGGGCGCCAUGUCCCAACACAGGAGGUCAAAUAAAUGUUUUAAACGUCUUAUGAUCUUCUCUGCCCGUCGUGCCGCCAACGCCCGUGGCCUGGAAAAGUUUACCCAAACUUCAAAAUUGUU
Messenger RNA from Hyla sarda, 4072 nucleotides. RefSeq names its product Rap guanine nucleotide exchange factor 1 (gene RAPGEF1). The record is from RefSeq and is a predicted model, not a curated record. Gene Ontology annotation, cellular component: plasma membrane. Gene Ontology annotation, molecular function: guanyl-nucleotide exchange factor activity. Gene Ontology annotation, biological process: Ras protein signal transduction; positive regulation of GTPase activity. NCBI's taxonomy places the organism in Eukaryota, Metazoa, Chordata, Amphibia, Anura, Hylidae.